AUGUCGGACCCACGCGCCACUGUGACGCUUAUCCCCCUCUUCGAAGACACCCAUCCUCUGCGUACCCUCACCAUCACCGACAAUGAUAAGACCGUGGCCAUCGGACGUGCCUCGAAGCGUGAGACUCGAAAACGGAGUCCCGCGCCAGAGAACGCUUGGUUUGAGUCCCGGGUGAUGUCUCGUGACCAUGCCUUUCUUAACAUUCCGACGGACCAUAAGAUGGUUUUCAUUACCGACUGUGGCUCAACGCACGGAACAUACUUGAAUGAUAUCAAACUGGUGACAGAUGCGGAUACCCCGCUGUCCAAUGGGGAUAUCAUCCGAUUUGGUGUCGACGUCGACCGUGGUCAGGAGGUGUUUGAGGCCAUCGAAGUCCGGUUCAAGGUUCAGUGGCUCAAACCCCAGCAUGUGGCCAUUCCAGAUGAUGACAUUUCCAUCAAAUUGGAUCCAAGUCCGUCAACCAACAGUUUCUCUGUCCCCGAGGACGAUAGCGAUGUCGAAGCUGCCGAUAUCCCCAGUGAUAACACCUCUAAAGAGUCGGCUGCCCGACCUUGCGAAACUACUGUUCUGCAGCCUGCGGAUACAUCUCCUGUCUCUCCUGUUCCGAGUGUCCAAGGCGACGAACAUGCAAAGGACGAGCCGGAGCUCCAUUGGGGUGGUUCCUCUUCUACCGAGGAGUCUAUCACAAAGGCUGUACCCGGUCCUACACCACUAGUCCCAGAUCUUCCUAGUCUGCUGUCUGAUACUAAACCGCCCUCUGACGAUAAGCCAUCUACCGCGGAGCGGGCCUCUACCGAACCUCCAUCUGCUCAGCCAACAGACGAGGCAGAUAUUUUCCCUGCAACCUGUUACCAGAAAGUACCGGAAGACCAAUACAGCGAUUGGACCAUUAUGCGGCCGAUGUUCAUGCGCCUGGCAGACAUGGCUUGGGGUGAAUCUAAUAUGAUACCCGACGUUGAUCAUGAAAGACGCAUUAUUCACGCCGCGCGCCGUUGUUCUCUUUCCAAAGAUUCUUACUGGCUAGGAGACGACAUUACCUUCAAGCCUUGCAUUGGGACAGAAGUCCAUUGGGAGCAUGACUCCGAAGAAUCAGACACCUCAUUCCAUCGUAUGCCCGGUAGCCUCCUUAGGUACUGGUCAGUCGAUAAGCGAAGGUAUUGGAUCAUCUGCGAUGACGAUGACGGCGAGGAUAUGAACAAUUGGUGGUGGAUCGUUGAGAAGCCAGAAGAGCUCCUCAGCGAGGAAGUGAAGCAGGCGCUCGUGCAUGAAGACGAUGAUUACGACCACAAAUGCUGGAUCAUAAGGAACUGGGAGCCCCAAAUGGUCGGAGAUCAAUGGUGCGAGGCGAUGCCUUACUGGGAUCCGACAUUUAACAAUCGACAUAUGCUCACUGAUGACGAGUCCCUCGAUUCAGACGAAGAAGCCCAGCGCAGUGACGGAUAUGUGUCUGAGUUAGAUGGUCUCAGUGAUUCAAUGUCAGAGGACUACGGCGUAUAUCCGUAUGAGACGUACGACAACGAAUCGAUUCAUGGAGCCGACUAUGGAGCCGACUAUGAGGUGUCGGUACAAGACUUUGACGAAGAUGACGGAGAGGAAGAAGAUGCCGAGGACUUGGAGGAAGAUAAUGAGGCCUCCGAUGAAUCUGAAAACGACUCUGAUCGUUCCUCUGGGGACGCCGACCACACUGAUGCCGUCGAGGUGUCCAAGCAUCUACCCGAAGAGACUGACACACGAUCAUUGUACCAGGAGGCUCUUGGGGGUCAGUCAGUGAACCCCGCACGGAUCGAGAGCAACCCAUUGAUGACACAGACUGCCCUUGGUAUGACAAACCCAGGUGCUCGGUUCCCGACAUACGCUGUUUCUGGUGAACUGCCAAGAUCAUGUGAAAACAAAUACCCUCCAAUGCAACGAAAGAUUGAGAGCACUGUUGGGGUACCGUCCUUGUCCCAUGAAUUCGAGAAUCGCUAUCAUGAUGGACCGUUCUCGACCAGUGCUUCCGUGGAGGAUGCCUCUGUGCCUCACCUGGCAACGUCCAGAACAUCCAACUUGAAGCGUACUGCAACAGAGAUGCAAUCGUCGCCUCCUGAACCCAGUCUUUCUCAAGAUGCUCAGCGGCUGCCUGUAGAGCCAGCUAGUCAGCCAGAUCUCAACCCCGACACUAUUCCCUCCGAAGCCAAGGAUGCGAUCACCUCUGCACUUGCUGAGAAUGUCUCUGCAUUUGCUGAGAACGGAAAUGCAGAGAAUGAGCGCCCGGCAAAGCGAAUCAAGUCUAAUCACCCAGCCUCAAAGUCCUUGGCAAGCCACGCCACCACAGCUGUCGUCAGCGCUCUGCUGGGUGGUCUGGGAACUAUUGCUAUGCUAGCAGCCUUGCCCAAUGAAUACUUCCAGUGA
This is a messenger RNA of Penicillium verrucosum, 2391 nucleotides long. Its product is annotated as FHA domain protein. The transcript has 4 exons. Gene Ontology annotation, cellular component: cytoplasm. The record is from RefSeq and is a predicted model, not a curated record. Gene Ontology annotation, molecular function: protein binding. The coding region runs from base 1 to 2391 and encodes 796 amino acids. NCBI's taxonomy places the organism in Eukaryota, Fungi, Ascomycota, Eurotiomycetes, Eurotiales, Aspergillaceae.